UUCAAAUUACAAUGUUUCCUUCAAUUGGUAUUGCAAAAAAGAAAAAUCCAGCCGAGAAAGAAUGUAGUCUUCGUGUGAUUGAUUUCAAGCUUUUUCCUUCUACUUCAAGGAAUUAUCCCCGUUUUGAUUUUGAACAAGUUUGCCGUGAAUUGAAUUUUGAUUCCAAACAAACAGAUGUUAAUAAAUGUGAUGGAUUUCAUGAUAGGGAUGCUGAGGAAAUUGUUCGACGCCUUGAAGCAAAAUAUGGCACUGGAACGCUCAACUUUUCUUCUCCCACUACUGGAUCUAAGAAACUAAAGAAAAAUAAAAAACCUCUUAAAUUUGUGCCAGAAGAUGUGAUGGACAAAGGACUUGGAUAUGUACAAGAAGAUGAUUUUAUUGAUGACACUCAAGCGUAUGAUGAAUGGGUACCGACAACAAUGGACACAUUAAAACAUGGACAUUAUGUAAAUAAAGGCCCAUUGGAAUUUCGACAACUUGACAUUGAAACAUCUACUUCAGAGUCAACUUCUAGUGAAUCAGAAAGUAGUUCGUCUUCAGAUGAUGGUGAUAUUGAAAUAUGUGAACAAACAAAUGGAGAACUCCAGAAAACUGAUUCAAAAGAAAAACAUUCCAAUUCAACGUGUGAUAAAGAAAAAGAAAUUUCUACAAAUGGACAAUUAGAAAAUGUUGCUAAUAAUUCUACAUUGGAUAAACAGAAGGAUAAACAAAAAUCAUCGCUCAACAAGAUUAACGUUCCCACAUGUUCGUUCGUUCAUUCGCUUUAA
Meloidogyne enterolobii is the source of this 767-nucleotide messenger RNA. Lineage: Eukaryota; Metazoa; Nematoda; Chromadorea; Rhabditida; Meloidogynidae. The record is from the annotation of a GenBank genome assembly.